AUGUCUUUAGAAACAAGGUUAAAACCAUUAGUUGAAGCAAUUCAAAAUAAGAAAAAGGUUACAUUCUUUAAUGGUGCUGGUAUUAGUACUUCUUGUGGUAUUCCUGACUUUAGAUCACCUGAAACUGGUUUAUAUGCAAAUUUAGCAAAAUUAAAUUUACCCUUCGCUGAAGCAGUUUUCGAUAUUGAUUAUUUUAAAAAAAAUCCAAAACCAUUUUAUACAUUGGCUGAAGAAUUAUAUCCUGGAAACUAUCAACCUAGUAAAUUUCACUACCUUAUUAGAUUGAUACAAGAUAAACAAUUGUUAAAAAGAGUAUAUACUCAAAAUAUAGACACGUUGGAGAGAUUAGCUGGUGUUAGAGAUGAAUAUAUAGUUGAAGCUCAUGGAUCAUUUGCUAAAAAUCAUUGUAUUGAAUGUCAUAAAGAAAUGGAUAUGGAAGCUUUGAAGUCUCAUAUGAGAACUGGUAUUCCAACUUGUCAUUGUUCUGGUUAUGUUAAACCUGAUAUUGUAUUUUUUGGAGAGGGUUUGCCUAAUAGGUUCUUUGAUAUGUGGGAUGAAGAUUGUGAUGAUGUUGAAAUCGCAAUUAUUGCUGGUAGUUCAUUAACUGUAUUUCCAUUUGCUUCAUUACCUAGUGAAGUUAAUUCAAAAUGUUUGCGAAUAUUAAUUAAUAGGGAAAUAGUUGGUGAUUUUAAAAAAGGCAGAAAGUCAGAUAUAUUAGCAAUUGAUGAUUGUGAUAUUGUAGCUGAAACAAUAGCUGAUUUAUUAGGUUGGUCGAAGGAAUUGAAUGAAUUAUAUGAAACUGAAAAGAAGAAAUUUGGUAAACAUGAAACUAAAGAAGAGAAAGCAGUUGAAAUCAAAGAUAAAUUACAACAAGAACUAACAAAGGAAUCUGCCAAAUUAAACGAUGAAAAUGAAUUGGAAAAUUUAAUUGAUAAAUUGAAAAUCUGA
This is a messenger RNA of Insectozyma verbasci, 948 nucleotides long. The record is from the annotation of a GenBank genome assembly. Lineage: Eukaryota; Fungi; Ascomycota; Pichiomycetes; Serinales; Debaryomycetaceae.